UCCAGCUAAACCUGUUUGCCCGUCUUCAAGACCCGCCAUAUUGUCAGCCUCAAAGAGCCAAGAGGCCUGACAGAAGCAGCAACACAUUUUAAUAAUGUCUGGCCCGGUCACCAGCCGCUCCCGGGUUUACCCAGAUGUCAACACACAGAGACCUCGGGAGUACUGGGACUACGAAUCGCAUGUUGUGGAGUGGGGGAACCAAGAUGACUACCAGCUUGUUCGUAAACUAGGGCGUGGCAAAUACAGUGAAGUUUUUGAAGCUAUCAAUAUCACAAACAAUGAGAAAGUAGUUGUUAAAAUACUCAAACCAGUAAAGAAGAAGAAAAUAAAACGAGAAAUAAAGAUCUUAGAGAAUCUGCGAGGUGGCCCAAACAUCAUCACACUUUUAGACAUUGUGAAGGAUCCAGUGGACUGGCAGCAAAUUCAGCCCAAGACAGACCCUUUGAUGAUAAAAGAAGUUUCCAACGCUCCCAAAACUUCAUCACUGGAUCUACAGUCUCGAACACCUGCUCUGGUUUUUGAACAUGUUAACAACACAGACUUUAAGCAAUUGUAUCAAACACUAUCAGACUACGACAUCCGAUUCUACAUGUAUGAGAUCUUAAAGGCCUUGGACUACUGCCACAGUAUGGGAAUCAUGCACAGAGAUGUCAAGCCCCAUAACAUCAUGAUUGAUCAUGAGCACAGAAAGCUUCGUCUGAUAGACUGGGGCCUGGCUGAAUUCUACCACCCAAGUCAGGAGUACAAUGUCAGAGUGGCUUCCCGAUACUUUAAAGGACCUGAACUGCUUGUUGAUUACCAGAUGUAUGACUACAGCUUAGAUAUGUGGAGUUUAGGCUGCAUGUUGGCCAGUAUGAUUUUCAGGAAAGAACCAUUCUUCCAUGGACAUGACAAUUACGAUCAGCUUGUACGAAUUGCCAAAGUUCUGGGCACAGAAGACCUAUAUGAUUAUAUUGACAAAUACAACAUAGAACUUGAUCCACGGUUCAAUGACAUCUUGGGCAGACAUUCCAGAAAGAGGUGGGAGAGGUUUGUGCACAGUGAGAACCAGCAUCUGGUCAGUACUGAAGCCCUGGACUUUCUGGACAAACUUCUGCGCUAUGACCAUCAAGCUCGCCUCACAGCCCGGGAGGCCAUGGAGCACCCAUACUUCUAUCCCAUAGUAAAAGAUCAGGCAAGGAUGGGCUCUACAUCAGGGCUGUCCACUGGUUCCACUCCUGUUAGCACCUCCAGCAUGAUGACUGGAGGGAUCACAUCCAUGUCAUCGUCGCAACCUAUGGCCAACAUGACCGCUUCUCCUGUCAUCCCCUCGUCCAGUGCUUUGGCCACACAAGUCACCGCUGCUGCUGGCGCACAACCAUGAUGAGGAUUAGCGCACUCAACUCCGUUUCAAGCCCUUAUUUUUACUUUUAUUACAACAUACCAAGCAGAGACAGAAUUGGAUUUUGGGUUUGUUUUUUUUUGUUUGUUUGUUUCCAUCCAGUACUUAUAUAUUGAGUUCGGGCACAAAGCAGACAGUGUCCGGCUGAAACUGUGGCUGCUGUAUUUUAUGAUGGUGUCUAGAGAAGCAACUACACUGUAGAAAUUAAGAAAAAAAGGAUAAUAAAAUUAAUUUUAUAUGUCCCUAA
Molecule: messenger RNA, 1628 nt
Organism: Neoarius graeffei (lesser salmon catfish)
Lineage: Eukaryota; Metazoa; Chordata; Actinopteri; Siluriformes; Ariidae
Product: STKc_CK2_alpha domain-containing protein
Exons: 14
Coding region: 95-1363 (422 amino acids)
Biological process (GO): protein phosphorylation
Cellular component (GO): protein kinase CK2 complex; nucleus; cytosol
Molecular function (GO): ATP binding; protein serine/threonine kinase activity
Source: RefSeq, a predicted model, not a curated record